Messenger RNA from Cricetulus griseus (Chinese hamster), 2545 nucleotides. Lineage: Eukaryota; Metazoa; Chordata; Mammalia; Rodentia; Cricetidae. The record is from RefSeq and is a predicted model, not a curated record.
GAAGGUGUUGAACCCUCAGGAUCUCAUGCUUGUCCAGGCAGAUGACUCUGAGUUGGCUAGGUCUGCUCUGGGUUGGCUCCGCCCCAUCGCUUUGGUCUCUUGCCCAGGGCUGGGAGGAGUCAGCUAGGCCUGAGGGCGAUCAUUGGCUCAGUCCAGAUCAUCAGCCCACACAGUCAGAAGCCAGGAACUAAACCGUUUCCAGAGAAGAAGAGAGGAGGUCUUCUCGGACUCAUUGCUCCAGAGAGAAGGAUGCUACAGCUGAGCCUGUCCUGGCUGGGACUGGGGCCCGUGGCUGCCUCCCCAUGGCAUCUCCUGUUGCUGGGUGGAGCCUCCUUGUUCCUGGCCCGAAUUCUGGCCUGGAUCUAUGCCUUCUAUGACAACUGCCGCCGACUCCGCUGCUUCCCUCAGCCCCCUUCAUGCCACUGGCUUUGGGGUCACUUGGACAUUAUGCAGACCGAUGAGGAAGGCAUGCAGUUGUUGACUGAGUUGAGCCACUACUUUCGUGAUGUCUACCUCUCUUGGUUUGGGGCCUUCUACCCCAUCCUGAGGCUCUCCCACCCCAAGUUCAUUGCUCCCGUGCUCCAGGCCCCAGCUGCGGUGGCCCCUAAGGAAAUGACUUUCUACGGCUUCCUGAAGCCAUGGUUGGGGGAUGGGCUGUUAUUGAGUUCUGGUGACAAAUGGAGCCGCCACCGUCGCCUGCUGACACCCGCGUUCCACUUUGAUAUCCUGAAGUCCUAUGUGAAGGUUUUUAAUAAGAGCGUGAACAUCAUGCAUGCCAAGUGGCAACGCCUGACCGCCAAGGGCAGCACCCGUCUGGACAUGUUUGAACACAUCAGCCUCAUGACCUUGGACAGUCUGCAGAAAUGUGUCUUCAGCUUUGACAGCAACUGUCAGGAGUCUCCCAGUGAAUACAUUGCUGCCAUCUUGGAGCUCAGCUCCCUCAUAAUGAAACGGCACCGGCAGCUCCUCCUGUAUGUGGACUUCCUGUACUACCUCACUGCUAAUGGGCGGCGCUUCCGCAAGGCCUGCGACCUGGUGCAUGACUUCACAGAUGCUGUCAUUAGAGAGAGACGCCACACCCUCAAUAGCCAGGGUGUUGAUGAGUUCCUCAAGGCUAAGACUAAGUCUAAGACUUUGGACUUCAUUGAUGUGCUCUUGCUGGCCAAGGAUGAACAUGGAAAGGAGCUGUCAGAUGAGGACAUCCGGGCAGAAGCUGACACCUUCAUGUUCGGUGGCCAUGACACCGCAGCCAGUGCACUCUCCUGGAUCCUGUACAACCUGGCGAGGCAUCCGGAGUACCAGGAGCGCUGCCGGCAGGAGGUGCAGGAGCUGCUGAGGGGCCGAGAGCCUCAGGAGAUUGAGUGGGACGACCUGGCCCAGCUGCCCUUCCUCACCAUGUGCAUCAAGGAGAGUCUGCGGCUGCACCCUCCAGUUAUCUCCAUCUCUCGCUGUUGCACCAAAGACAUUGUGCUUCCCGAUGGCCGGGUCAUCCCCAAAGGGAACGACUGUAUCAUCAGCAUCUUUGGGGUUCAUCACAACCCUUCAGUCUGGCCAGACCCUGAGGUGCGACCCUCACCCCCCAAUUCUGGAACCUCGGGAGGGGUAUGGCUCUUAUCUGGGAAACCAGAACUGUCAUUCUUCUGUCUCAUAGCCAUCGUUUCUGGGGCUGGCUGGGUGUGCAGAAAGACAUGGCCCAUCAGCUUAGUCUUGUUUGGCCCGCAGGUCUAUGAUCCCUUCCGCUUUGACCCAGAAAACUCUCAGAAGAGGUCACCUCUGGCUUUUAUUCCCUUCUCUGCUGGGCCCAGGAACUGCAUAGGACAGACUUUCGCCAUGAACGAGAUGAAGGUGGCGCUGGCGCUGACACUGCUGCGUUUCCGCGUCCUGCCCGACGACAAGGAGCCCCGCAGGCAGCCGGAAUUGAUUCUGCGAGCAGAGGGCGGGCUGUGGCUGCGGGUGGAGCCGCAGAGCACCGGGGCACCGUGACUGGGUCUGGACUGCCCCACCCACUUUCCUCUGAGGAUCCCGAAUAAACAGAACCUCAGCAAAAGACAGCAGGGGGCGCUGCAGGACAGCGGAGAACCACUAGUGACCUGGAGGAGAAGAGGUGGGGCUGGUUUCCUCCUGAUCACCCACAGGGCCCCCAGGCUGCUGGAAGUUGUACCCAAGCUCAAACAUCGACUUUAUUCUUUGGGCGACAAGCCACCAUUGAUAUUUGAGCAGGAGAGGCACAUGCAGGUUUGAGGCUCUGUGAACCAAGCCAUUAGCUAUGGUUUUCGUUUUUCUUUUUGACUCCUAUGCAGAGUCAACUGCAUAGGAUAAGCUGGCCUCACACUAGCAGCAAACCCCUGUCCUCACCUCCUGAGUGCUGCGAUUAGAAGAGGGGGCCACUGUGCCUGGCCUGGCAUAUCUGAAGGGAUAGUUGUAAAAACAAAGUAGAGUUUCUCAGGAGAGAAGGCUGGGAGCCCUUUUGAAUGAUGUUAAAUGAUGUUCGAGGCUUGUGAUGUCCAAGACCACUAAGGCAGAUUAAAUUUAAAAUGAAAUCACA